Opisthocomus hoazin is the source of this 4128-nucleotide messenger RNA. NCBI's taxonomy places the organism in Eukaryota, Metazoa, Chordata, Aves, Opisthocomiformes, Opisthocomidae. The record is from RefSeq and is a predicted model, not a curated record.
AUGCUGGAGUGGUCGGGUGGUUUGCAGACCCGGGAAAGCUUUGAGAGCUGUGGUCCCUUGGCCUGGCAGCGGGGCGUGCGCUGGGGCAGGGCAGGCUGCCUGCUGUGUCUCGCCCUCGUGCCCGGCACCGUGCCCGUUGCGAACCCUGCUGCUCCCCUGCUCAGGUAUUCUGUCGACAUCCCGCUGGACAAAACCGUGGUCAAUAAGGACGUGUUCAGGGACCCCGCUCUGAAACGCAAAGCCAGGCGUGAAGCCAAGGUGAAGUUUGAGGAGAGGGUUCCCGUACUGCCCGUCGUUCUUUCCUUCCAGGUGGGCGUUUUUUUAGCAGAGGAGGAGAAGAACAGGCUGAGGCAGGAGAAGCAGGCGCUGAAAAAACAGCUGGAGGAAGUGAAGAAGAGGAUCCUCUGGGAGGAUCCGGUGAUGAUGCUGCCUGCCUUGCCAGAGAAGAAAAUGGUGUUCAAGGGACUUGUGACAAACAAGGAGGACAUGAAUAAGCUGGUGCUCACCCCGCUGAUCCGCUGCCCGCUGCUGGGGGGCUCAGCCCUCAUCACCUUUGAGAAGGCAGAGGGUAAGAGCACUGCCACAGCCGGGUCACGGCCCAUGGCAGCUCUGCGCUGCGCCCCUGGGCUCCGGGGCCGGCCCUGCCCUGCCCUGGCACCGACCAGCCUGUGCCACGUGCAGAUCGGGCUGACUCGGAGCCGCAGGAGUAUCCUGGUGUCUGACCUGCCCAGCCUGGGCAUCCCUGAGGAGGCACUGCUGGACAAGCUGGAGCUCUUCUUCAGCAAGACGAAGAACGGGGGCGGCGAGGUGGAGAGCAGGGACUUCCUGGACGACUCUGGCCAGGUCGUGCUGACCUUUGCGCAGGAUGGAGUGGCAGAGCCGCUGCUUGCGAGGGGACGCAUCCAGGUGCCUAUCGGGAAAGGAAAAUACGAGCUCAAAAUAUCGCCGUGCAUGAGCGGAGAUGUCACCAACCUGCAGGUAGGGGCAGGAGCGCUGGCGCAGGCAGCGCCGCUGGUGGCCGAGAGGAUCGUGAAGGCGAGGAACCACGUGCUGUCGGUCGGAGGGAAGCAAUACCCGCUGGAGGUGACGGCGCACGUUGCGGAGCUGAGCCCCGACGAGAUCUUUAUACGUGCUUGCGUGAUAGUUGACUAUGGCAAGCUUCCUGCUGGCAAAACCCUCCUGAGGAACUUGCAUGAAGGCUACAGCAACGUGCAGUUCAACUUCGACUCCAAGAGCACACACUGCAUGGUCAAGGGACCAUUCACUGAGCUACAGGCCUUCAGCAGAGACCUGCUGGGCAGCCUGAACCUCAACACACAACCUGUUGGAGAGAUCCUCAUGCCAGGUUCCAGCCAUGUGGCCAAAGAGAUCAGGAUGCACGAUCACCAGCAAGUGCCUGACUCUGCUGAGUCAGCAAGAGAGACAGCAAAGCUGCCACAUUGGGACCAACUGUGUGAAAAGGCAGCUGAAGUCCCAUCACCUCGGGGCCCAGUGGAUGGGGAAGCUGUGGAACAGCUGGAGGACUUUUCCCUAGUGAUGGACUCAGACAUUUACUUGUACAUGCAGAGAUUCUGUGCUGCUGAGUACCAAGGUGUGCUACGCCAGCAUCGUGUGGAUGUGGUGGACGUUAGCAGCGAUGGCAUUGCCAUACUGUACCUCCAGCCAGCUGCAGGUUUGUCUGGGGACAUGGACACCUUGCAGCAGGCCCACCUGGCCCUGCAGCAGCUCUACCGGCAGCUGGAGGUGAGCUUGCGCAAGGAGAAGAUCACCAAGGGAGGACUGGAUACGGACAGCCAGGCACUCAGGGCUCUGACACAUGAGCUGCAGAAACUGUAUCCCCAGCUGCUCUGCCAUGAGGAUGAGAAGCAGCUUUACCUUAUUGGAAACCUUGUUGAUGUGUCCCAGGCCAAGCAGUACCUUCAGGAUUUCAGCACCAGAAGACGUGCUGCACACACAGCUGGCAUGCUCGGCGGCUCCCUGCCCUCGCACCCAGCAACCUCCCGCACCACGGAGGCUGUGCUGCAGGAGCCCAAAGUGCCUGUGGACACCUCGCCCUCAGGGCUCAGCCCACGCAGGCCAGAGCUGAAGGGCGAGCUCAAGCUAGCUGCCAACUUCAAUGCUUGGAGAGCUGACAAGUCUAAGGUCAGCCAGGGCCUCUUGCUGCAUCAGGAUUCUCCACCGGUGGGACAGGCGCAGCUUUCUGGAAAGCUUUUGUCAGAGACAGAUGCUCUAGGUCCAAGUGACCCAACAGCACUGACCCAGCAGUACCAGCCUCAGGUCUCUGCAACAGAGGGGGUUAUGGGAUCAGCAGGAGAGUCUCAGCAGAAGGACCCCAAAGAGUGGGACCAUGUGAAAGGAGGUGCCAGGCUUACAAGACACAAGGCUCUGUCUCCCUUUGGAGGCAAAGAAAACAGCACUUCGCGGUGUCUUGGGGACUCUAAAGGCUCAGGUCUCAUCAAGCACCACUCCCUUGCUAGCACUCCCAGUACCUCUGAUGUGACAAAGACCUCUUCUGCGUUAGACUCUAAACCCUCUGAAUCCAGGCCUUUGCUGCGACGCUCCAACAGCUUCUCCCUGCCAAGGUCAAAGGACAGCGACAAGCCCCAAGACACUGGCAGGGCAGGCAGCGGAGGCAGUAGGGUGAGUGAAGAGCUGAGCCUGGACUCUCUGCAGUGGUCUUACCUGAGGGACGCUUGCCGUGCUGCUAUUGAUGAGCUGCGCAGGGGUGCGGGUGUGCAGAUCUUGGAGCAUCGUGCUGGGGACUGCACUGUGCUGACACUACAGGCAGCGGACAGGAGCAAGCUUUUCCAGGCUAAAUGGAAGGUGGAAGCUCUUGUGCAGAAGUGUCCUGACCUUGUGUGUCAGAGCGUGAGCUACUCGGAGCUCGCUGUAGAUGGUCCAGAUGACAGUGCCCUGAGUGAACUGUGCAGCCUCUUGCAAAGAAACUCCCUCCAGGUUGGUCUUAGUAAAGACAAGUACAAGCUGUAUCUUGCCUGCCCCAAGGAGAUGCUACCAGGAUUGACUGAGGCCUUCCACGUGUUUUCUUCCAGGAGACUCUGUGCCUUGAAAUCUUCAUCCUUUUCUCCAGGACCACAGAGUACGGGGCACUCAAGUGUCAUCCCGCCAAGCAGAAGCCAGGAUGCUGCGCUGGGUGCAGCCCUUCCCGGCAGCCUGGAGUCCCUACAGAUGGGCCUGCAGCACCUGAACAUCAGCAAUAAAGCAGACCACACCGGUGUGCUCAGGGCUGUCCGGCUGCCAGAGGCUGAGGAAAAGAGGCCCCCCAGUCCUUGGAGAUUCCAGCAGGUGCUGGAGCGGGAGGAGGCCAGUGACCGUGAUUCUGGGGCUGUGCAAGCAGUCAGCAGCCUUCUCAGUCCCAGCGCAGUGGAUAAGCCAAGUCUUGCUGGUCCGAGGGAGUCCCAGGAACAGCCAGAGCCAAAACUGUCUGUGGGGGAGCCUGACGUUGCGCGGCUGAAGCAGGUUUUGCCAGACAGAUUCCAGUUUGCAAGAGACAAGAGCAGAAGAGGCCACAAGGAAGCGACGGGACGGCUGCGGUCGCCGGGCUCCGGUGUGACCUGCCAGGCCCCCUGUGGUCAUGCCUUGUGCAGGACAUGUUUUGCAGCAGACAGUACACAGCCAGCUUGCUGCAGCUCCUCCUCGGUCGCCCUGAGCCACAAGAUCUCGGGGACAUUCAAGAUCUCCUCCCUGUCUCAGAGCCUGAGUGGCUACUAUCGAGACCUCACGCUGCAGGUUGCCUACAACAUCCCUGAUGGCGUGCAAGGGAGCCUGAGUGGCUACUAUCGAGACCUCACGCUGCAGGUUGCCUACAACAUCCCUGAUGGCGUGCAAGGGGUUGGUGACCCCCAUCCAGGACAGCCUUACAAAGGAGGCAAUUUCUAUGCCUUCCUGCCUGACAACAGGGAAGGGCAGAAGGCAGCAAUGCUGCUGAAGAAAGCAUUUGAGCAUGGGCUGACAUUCCAGAUCAAGUCCUGCAACGGAGAGGAAAGAGUGACAUGGGGCCUUAUCCCACACAAAACCUCCUGGGAUGGAGGCAAAGCCAGGAACGGCUAUCCAGACGCCCAGUAUCUCCGCAAACUUUGCGCAGUCCUGAAGAACCUGGGCAUCACCUGA